CACACCCCCAACUCCCAGUAGAGAGCUGAGGACCACAGCAGCAGCAACCCCUCCACCGGCAGCAUGGCUUCCCGAAGCUCGUCCUCCACCUUCCGCUCGGAGCGCAUCAGCACCUACAGCCCUGGGGAGCCUUGCUUUGAACCCCUGCUGGACCCUUCUCAUGGGAUCUUUGGGCCAGGGCGGGCCCGGGAGUCCUAUGGGUACUCUGGCUCCCCUCCAUCGGGGCAUCCCUCCACGCUGGGCAGCAGCAAUGUGAUUGCCAGCGGGGACAAAUACCAGCUUGUGGCUGAUGUCAGCCAGUUUGAACCUCCAGAUGUCGUGGUGACUGCCUACAACUACUGCAUUGUCAUCCGGGCUGAGAAGGUGGCAGAAGAUGGCACAGUCUCCAACACCUUCACCCACAAGUGCCAGCUCCCGGAAGACAUGGACCCCCUCUCCAUCAGCUGCUCCUUGAACGACUCGGGCAUGCUGGUCAUCACGGCCAAGCGGCAACUCCUGUCCCCGCCACCCCUCUACCGCACCGAGGUCAAGCUCUAACAGCCCACCUCCAGCCUCCAAGGCAGGAUGCCUUUCAAUCCCAAUUGCAGGGGAGUCACCACAGGAGAGAGGGCAUGCCCUCAACUCCUGCCUGUGGCUCCCAGCGGCAUCUGGUGGGCCACUGUGCGAAACAGGAUGCUGGACUAGAUGGGCAUCUUUGGUCCUGAUCCAGCAGGGCUGUUCUUGUGUUCUCAUGUUCACCUUGCUGCACCCACCCCACCUUGCUGCACACCACUCCCAGUAGAGUUGGCUCAGCCAGUGGCUUUGUCCCUGCUUUGGUUGGUUGGUUGGUGUUUCUCAAUAAGUCCGAUGUCUCAUGAUGAACUGCUGCAGAACUGCAUGCACUGCCAAUUGCAACAUGCACUGCUGAUUUUUGGUAGCAGUGCGUGCUGGUUAGGAUCUGUCCCCAGGAACUUCCCUUUUGCUGCAGUGCCUACCCCUCCAGAAGACAACUUCAGUGCUAGGUGGGAAUAAAGACCUUGAAGGGCUGCCCUGGGUGGUGGGAGACUUGCAAAAGGAGGUCCUCCGAAGCUUUGCUCUGAGUGCAGAAACCACAGGCGCUACAGCUGGAACACGAGAGGUCCUCCUGUUUUCUGCCUUGCAAUGCAGAGCCUCUGCUCCUCCCUUUGGAAGACCUCUACUUCCAAGUGGAAUUGUUGCUGUCGCUCACAUUAUUCUUGCUUUCUUGCCCCAGGGCUGUGUGAAAUCCUCUCACCCCAUUCGCACAACCAUGCAUACCUGGGUACAGCCUCUGACCUUCGUAUGCAUGAUUGUGUGCGCUCACACAUAACGCAUACCCAGGUCAGAGGUUGUACCCAGUUAUGCAUGAUCAUGUGAAUGGGGUGUCUCUCUUAAGACUACUCCCCAGCCACAGGUUCUGUUCCCAAGAGUCCUGACUUGGACUAAGACAGGCGGAGGCCACCUUUGGCACUCUGGACCUCAGGAACAUCAGACACUGCCUUCUAGGUCAGACUCUUGGUCCAUCUAGCUCAGUAUUGCCUACACGGACUGGCAGCAGCUUUCCGGGGUUCCAGGCAGGCGUCUUUCCCAGGCCUCCCUGGAGAUGCUGCCAGGGAUUGAACCGGGGACCUCCUGCAUGCAAGGCAGAUGUUCUACCACUGAACUCUGGCCCCAGCCUUUCCCCUUUGGCACAGCAUAGGCAUGCUGUGAAUCUUCCCACAGGUACACAGCGCCAUGGGUGCACCGGGAUGAUUUUGGCACCUGGACCAGCCCUUCCGUGAGGCCUCCCCCCUGCCAGGCGCCCCCCCCAUGAGGCCCCCCAAAUCUACUUUGGGGGUGCCUCCUGCUGCGGCUAACCAACGUGCCUUUAAAAAAAGGAAGAAGCCGCCGCACGGCCAAAAGGUGGCUGCGGUGGUGGUGGGGAGUUGAAUAGUCCACCUCCUUCCCCCGCCGGGCACUGGUGGCAGCGAUGGGGGAGUGACCACUGGCCGCAUCCUCUCUGCCCAGCAGCUGCUGUGAACUGCACAGGCCCACCACGCAGUUCACAGCAACCGCUGGUCAGAGAGGACGUGCCCUGCGGUCGCUCCCAUUGCGGCCACGGGGGGGGGAGGAGGUUGAUUACUUGGCUCACGCCACCCCACAGCCACCUCUUGGCCACACGGCAGCUUUGGCGUGGCUGUAGGAGGCGCCCCAGUCAUUUGGAGGCCCCUCAGAACUUGGAGGCCACGGACGGGGGCCCCAAGGUCCGGAGGGGGGAGUCAGAGCAUCUCUGCACAGGGCUGUUGCAGAACAAGAGAGGACCACAGCCUCUGAGUGGCACCAGAAAACAUAUUUUGUGAGGGCACAGAAACAGAAAUGGGGGGCAGCUGGGGGAGGAGCUACUUUUCUGAGGGGUUGUUUGCGCAUGCGUGCGUGCACAUGCACACACGCACACCCCACCACCUCAUUCUGGAGCCGCCCUUGCAGCAUCCCUGUCCAGACAUUAUCUUGUACCUUCGUUCAGAUGUUUUUAUGUGAAUGUCUGUUCCUGUGUUCACUUUCAAAGUGAGAAAAGUGAACCUGGGUACAGACCCCUCCAGUGCAGGAUACAGACAGGUAGUGGACUGCAGUGCCUGCAUGCAACAUAGCAUGUGAAUAACUGUCCCUACGUACAGAUUUCUAGCUGUACACAGAUUUUACAUAGUGUGUGAAUAGGGCUAGCAUCCUUUGGGUUGUGGAGUAGGUUUCCCCAGCAAUCUGGGUAGAAUGUCAUCCCAGAACCACAUGACCUAGAGCAGGAAUUUCCAAAUGUGGGGCUACAACUCCCCUCUUCCCCAGCCACCACUGUAGCUGGGAAUGAUGGGAGCUGUAGUCCAUCAUCGUCUGGGGGCCCAAGCCUUCUCCAGAGCCAAUGCCCAUGUGUGUCUAUCACUUUUCAGAUCUCACCAAAGGGGCUCCGAGUUUCAUUAUGUGGAGUUGCAUAGCGCUGGCUGGAUUUGCACAAUCUCAAUGUAAUACAUGGGUACUUUACCA
This is a messenger RNA of Hemicordylus capensis (graceful crag lizard), 3009 nucleotides long. Its product is annotated as heat shock protein beta-7-like. NCBI's taxonomy places the organism in Eukaryota, Metazoa, Chordata, Lepidosauria, Squamata, Cordylidae. The coding region runs from base 64 to 537 and encodes 157 amino acids. The transcript has 3 exons. The record is from RefSeq and is a predicted model, not a curated record.